Messenger RNA from Sphaerulina musiva SO2202, 300 nucleotides. RefSeq names its product mitochondrial ribosomal protein L44. Bases 1 to 300 code for a protein of 99 amino acids. The record is from RefSeq and is a predicted model, not a curated record. Gene Ontology annotation, cellular component: mitochondrial large ribosomal subunit. Gene Ontology annotation, molecular function: structural constituent of ribosome. NCBI's taxonomy places the organism in Eukaryota, Fungi, Ascomycota, Dothideomycetes, Mycosphaerellales, Mycosphaerellaceae. The transcript is spliced from 2 exons.
AUGAUCACCAAAUACAUCACCUCCGUCGUAACCGCCUUCUCACCAUUCAACCCGAAAUCCGGCAAAACCGCCCGAAAUUUCCUCGCCGCGCUCCCCUCCAACGCCCGCUCCACCAUGACCAUCGACAUCCAACUUCUCCCCAAAGCCAUGGCCGCCAAACCCGCCACUUUGGCUCUGAAGUUUAAGGAUGGAAAAGAAAUGAAACUUGAUAUUGAAAAGAUGAAAAUUAAAGAGAUUCAAACAGAGGUCGAUCGUCACUCGAGAGUUUUGAGACGCGCGGAGGAUUUGAGUGGGAAUUGA